Molecule: messenger RNA, 720 nt
Organism: Vairimorpha ceranae
Lineage: Eukaryota; Fungi; Microsporidia; Nosematidae
Exons: 1
Coding region: 1-720 (239 amino acids)
Source: RefSeq, a predicted model, not a curated record
AUGAUUUUUUCAUUUAUCUGUAUUUUUAGUUUUUUUAUAAAUUGUGUAGAUACGUCUAAUGGUACAUACAUUAUUAAAGUAAAAAUACAUUUAGAUGAGCAGACAUUGCUAAAAAUAUACCUUUUAGAAAAAGCAAAGUCUUUAAAAUCUACAAUUGGAAAGAGAGAACAUGUUAGAAACUAUUUAAACAGAAUUUUUAAUGAAUUUAAUACCGACAUUGCAAAGUACAAUGUGCAGAUAGUAGGGGACUUCAAUGUGUUAUUAAUUGAAGAACUAGAUUUAGGCAUUGAUAAAAAAGGGCUUUGUAGUAAUGAACUUAUAGCUAGUGUAAUGACCGCACGUUCAUAUUAUAAAUUAUCUUGGCCUGUGACUGAUGGUAUGGGUCUAACAAUACUGGGUGUGUCGUGCUUAACAUUUCCGCCCAAUCAAAUACCAUUCCACCUAAUGCCAAGUUUUGGGUGUGGAAAACUGGCCACGAUAUUCGUAAUCGAUCCUUUUACACUAAAAAUUCAAUUAAAAUUAAUACUAAAAAGUCUGAUUACGAAUGGGGUUGGUUUAUUAGCACCUACAUCUUCUCGGAUAUUUAAAACUGCUCUUUUAAAAUACGCUAAACUAUGUACAGUAAAGAACAACUUGAUUGGUAAGUUUAAUAGUGAAGUAAGUUAUGUUGAACAUACUACAGAACAAAAGAUUGAAAUUAAAGAAAAUAAAGAAUUUUAA